AUGGCAGGGGCAGGGGCAGAGGGAGGGUGGGAUGGACAGAGCCAAGCGGUGCAGCCACACAGCUCCAUGUUUGCCUGCGUUUCAGGCUCAGGAGCUGUCAUCCAGAGAUGCCUUCAGGGCCCUGAUGAGAUGCACAGGCUCGGGACGGCUCAUGUAGGAAAAGACCACUCAAAACUUAUAAGCCCAGCUUGUUUUAGCAGCCUGUUGGAACAGCGAGUGGUCAACUCUUUUUAG
Messenger RNA from Knipowitschia caucasica, 234 nucleotides. NCBI's taxonomy places the organism in Eukaryota, Metazoa, Chordata, Actinopteri, Gobiiformes, Gobiidae. The record is from the annotation of a GenBank genome assembly.